AUGUUGAGAUUACUAUCAUCACAUUCCAAACCUUUCAAUCUACUGCAUCAUUUAUCAAGACGUUGCUUUCAUCGAUCUUGCAUCACAUAUAAGGAUGAAAAGAUUUUGAAGAACUUAGCUGAUCUGUUCCAAAAGGGAGACAUACGUCCAGUAGAUGAACAAAAUAAAGACAAGUCCAACAAUAAAGACCCAGAAGAAGAUGAAGAAGAUUCAACUCAUUCAUCUACUCUACCGACGAAUCAAAUUGAUGAGUUUGAGAGUUAUUCAGUUAUGAAUAAACAACAGUUCCUUUUCCAAAUGGGGUUGGAUGGAGACAAACCAUUUAUGUCGUUUCACAACCCACAUUUUAUUGAUUCAAAGAAGAUUUUGCGUAAUAUACCUGAUCAAAUAGAUGUACUUGAUCCUAAGGAUAUGGAUCGGGUGCAAGAAAUAUACCAUCAACUACAACAGCUAGAUUCAAACCCUGCUAUGCAUGAAAAAUUUCUUAAACGGUACUUUUACGACUAUGAAAACGAUUUAAUGAAAUUAGGUCAAAAUAUGCGAGGAAUCAACUCCAAGUUCAAAAUGUUGAGACGCAACGAAAGCGAAAAGUUCAAUCCUGAAAGUGUAAUACAUGAAUAUGUUAAUGACAAAAUGAAACACCCUUACAAUGUUGUUGGAUUUGAUCGAAGUUUUAUUGGAAUGCCACUACGCAAAAACCUGGAAAAUGAGGCUGUACUCCCUCGCGAACUUAUUCAAGAUUUACCUGCAUUUGAUUCCAAAAUCACCCUCAAGAAGUUUGAUUUGAACUUUAUGGAGAAAGAUGGGUCCACAAAUGUUGACCCUACAUUUGUUACUCCACUAAAGGAGUUGUUUGACUAUGAAAAUAAAAAUUAUUCUGGGGGUGGUAUUUACUCAUCACCUUCGUCAUCACCGGCAAAAUUAGCACAACGAGCAACUCAUGCUUAUUUAACUAGUAAAUUGGGAUUGCCUAGGUACAAUAUUCAAAUUCAAAACACUGAAGAUUAUAAUCGAUUGAAGUUGAAUAACCAUCAAAUUACUAAUCGUAUUGAGCAAGAGAUUCGGGUCAUGAAGAAAUCGCUUUUGGAAGAAAUUAGAACCACAGUUGAGAGUUCAAAUGCUCAUUUAAUGAGUAGUGAUACCCACAAUGACUACAUAAAAUCAAAUCAGUAUAUUCUUUGUGCCAUAAAGGAAGAAUUACAAGGUACAGUUUACAUUUGGAAAAGCUUUAGUAUACUUCCUGUAUACUUUAUGCUUCCAUUGACCAAAAGACGUGAAAGACAUUUAGUUAAUCAUUUAUUCAAAUUAUUCUUGAUCAAUCUUGAAGAGAAAAUUGAUAUCUUAUUCAAGAUUAAAUAUGAUCGAGCUAGAGAUACUCAAAAGUUUAUGAAGAAUGUGAUUAAGAACAUUGGUCAUACUAUAAAGUUUAGAUUAUGGAGGUAUUUCAAAACUACCAAGAACUCACUCAAUGCAUCAUCUGCAGCAGCUACUAUUUCAUCAUCUAUUCAAUUACCGUUACUUAAGACAAACUUCAAGAAUAAACAAGCGGUGAUUUAUUCUCCAUUUAAGAAGUCACCUUUCAAGCGUAUUUAUUGGAUACUGAAACCACAUGCAGCUCGUCGCAAUUUACGCAAAUCAUCUGUUAGUGUUGAUUAUGCCGUUAUUGGAGAGGAUCUACUUGAAUAA
Lodderomyces orthopsilosis Co 90-125 is the source of this 1686-nucleotide messenger RNA. RefSeq lists its product as uncharacterized. The record is from RefSeq and is a predicted model, not a curated record. The coding region runs from base 1 to 1686 and encodes 561 amino acids. NCBI's taxonomy places the organism in Eukaryota, Fungi, Ascomycota, Pichiomycetes, Serinales, Debaryomycetaceae. The transcript has a single exon.